Molecule: messenger RNA, 920 nt
Organism: Helianthus annuus (common sunflower)
Lineage: Eukaryota; Viridiplantae; Streptophyta; Magnoliopsida; Asterales; Asteraceae
Product: B3 domain-containing protein Os05g0481400-like
Exons: 6
Coding region: 293-769 (158 amino acids)
Molecular function (GO): DNA binding
Source: RefSeq, a predicted model, not a curated record
GCUUGACUCGUUCGAGCUUUUAACCGAGCCGAUCACGAGUAGCUCUCGAGCCUCUGGGCUUGUUUACACCCCUAACCAUGGCCAACCACUCCUAUUAUACAUGAGGCUCGAUUUGAACGAACCCACACUACAUCUUCAUUUGAAUUACUCAGUCCCCGAUCUAUGAUGACUCAACAUCAAGUUCAAAAACCUAGAAAGUUGGUUGUGUGGUUGUUGGAAUUGGUAGUCUCGGAAAUUCAUACCUUUUUGUUCAGCGAACAAUACAUGAAUAUGAAAAUAGGUGAACACUGCUAUGGAUAAAGCAACGGAAAUUCAGAAGACCCUUGAAAAUAGCUUUAUAAAAGAAUUGGUCAAUUCAAGUGUUACUGAUAAACCCAAGAUGCAUAUUCCAGCGGAUUUUUACAAACAAUUACCAAGGUGUCGUAGCUUGAAACACAACCAUGUUGAUAUGGUUAUGGAAGAUGAAAACAAAAAGCAAUUUAAAAUCAGGCUUGUUUACACCGGGAAAGAUAAUGAGGAAAUAAAGCCUACGCUUAGUGGAGGGUGGAAAAAAUUUGUAGUUGCACAUAAGUUGGUUGAGGGGGACGUCCUGAUCUUCCAAUUUGUUGAAACCCGUAAAUUCAAGGUGUACAUUGUAAAGAAAGAUUUAGAAGAAGAUGUAGGUUCACACGGGGAAGACAUGUCUCCAGCAAUAUCUCUCGAGUCAUUGUGUGGGGAGCUACAAUCUCAAAACAAGAUGUUAUUGGUAUGUUUUAGUUAUAUGUAUUAGCGUAUAUAUAUAGUGAUGAUUUAGUUUAGUGUGAUAGGCGAUUUAUAUUAUACUGAGAGGAGAUCUCGCUGUAAGGCGUAUGUAUUCAGAUUAUUGUAAAUCAAUAGAAAUUACGUGUAAUACCAAUCUUACAAUAUGCAUCCAUUAAGCA